AUGAGAAUAAAAAGUUUGACGCUGAAGAACUACAAGAGCUUUAAGGGCACUCAUAAGGUGAGUCUUGGUGAAAAGAGCAUUGUAUUGGGCAGAAAUGGAUCGGGAAAAUCAAAUUUGCUUAGUGCACUUUUUAGUGUAUUUAUGCAUGAUAAAUUCAAGGAUGAGGAGAAAGUUCAGUACAAUAAAAAUGAGGAGGAAUCAUUUGUGGAAGUUGUAUUGGAGAAUAAGGAGAGGAGACUGGCAGUGGAUUCUGACAAAGUCAUCAUCAGGAAGAAGUUUGCCUAUUCUGGAACAACCUGUGAAAUUAAUGGGAAAUCAGUCACGAAGGAUGAACUAGUUGGUCUCUUUGAAAGUGCUGGAUUACACAAAUACAAUUUUAUAAGUCAGGGAUUUGAUUACAUUUCAGACGUAGCCAACUUGAUCAAUCGGGUUUCAGGCGCCAAUAAAUUCGAAGAAGUGAAGAAGAUUGUGAACAGGAAUUUGGAUGCGAGUGAAAUAGACGACAUGCUUGAGAAAUUGGAGUAUAAGAAGUUGAAAUACAACGAUUUUGUACAGAAAAUGAGCAAAUUUGAUGAGUUGGACAAAAAGAGAAAGGGAUGCGAGUUGGAGUUGGCGAAAGACGAAUUGAGCAAAAUAACGAAGGAAAUUGAGCAAAUUGAGAAGAAUAAUGCGCCUGAAACAAAGGAGAGUGAUGAAUUGGUUGAAUUGAAGAUUGAGGAAGUCAGACGGAAUAUCCUUGGAAAAAUGAAAGAAAAACAUGCCAUAAUCAGUGGAAUAUCACAUGUUGAGAAUAUUGAUAUUUUGAACAGUCUCAUUAUCAGCAAGAAUGAACAAGAAGUUCUUUAUAGAAUUAUGGGAAAGAAGGAAGCAGGGGCUAUUGAGAAUCUGCUUACGAAAACAAAGGUGCUUGAGAAUUCAGCAACUGAAAAGGGAAAGUUGCUUGAAGCAGGGGAAUCCAAGAAGACGGAGAAGGAGAUUCUGAUUCAGGCAAUAAAAUAUUUUGAUGCAAUGGGAACAAAGAAGGAGGAAUUAGAUGAGUUGGUUUCAAAAUUGAAGGAUUUGAAGGUGAAGAGCAAACAAAAUAUCGUAAAAAGUAGAAAAGAGGCAUUUUUGAAGAAGAAUCAGCUGAAAGAGGAGCAGAAGAGGCUUUCUGAUAAAGUAUCGAAGUUGCAAAACAGGCUUCUUUACCUUGGAAAUCAGCAAAUCAACAUUUAUGAUCAUAUUAAAGAGACAAAGGGUGUUUUGGGAUGUGUGUACGAUUUGAUUGACGUGGAUACGAAGUAUCUGAAGGCAUUUGAGGCUGUUGCUAAGAAUACGAUGUACUACGUGGUUGUAGAGAACACACAGGUUGCAAAAGAGUGCAUUCAGAAAAUAGGAAAUAGGGGCAGAUGCACGUUCAUUGAUUUGAGUAGGCUGAAUCCAGGCGUAAAGAAUGCAAUUGGUGGGCUGAAUAUGCUAAGUGAUUUCAUUAGACCAAAUAAUCCGAAUAUCAGUGGAAUAUCCAAUUUGAUCAAUUUCAUAACCAAAAACUACUAUGUUUCACCAGAAAUAGAAAAGGCCCUUGGAAUCAGAAACAGGUACAGUGUGAAUGUGGUGACAUUGGAUGGUGAAUCAAUUGAAAGAAAUGGAUCAAUCACAGGUGGAUACGAGAGAAACAACGAGUGUCUAUUGGAAUUGGUUCGGGUGAAGAAGGAAUACGCUGAUAUCACAGAUCAGUUGAAACAAUUCAUUGAUUUGGAUUCAUUUGAUUUGAAUACGAAUAUUCAAAAAGAAGCAUAUUUGAAGUACUUGGAAUUCAAAAUAGAGUUGCAUAAAAAUAAGAAGAUUAAGCUUAAUAAGGUAGAGGAUGAAGAGAAGGAACUAAGAAGAAUAUGUAGUGAAAUAGAGCAUUUGAAGAAGGAGAUAGUGUAUAUUGGAAGAGAACUAGACAAUCUGAAUAACAAUAACAAGUUGAUGAUUCUGAAAAAGAUAAAACAGGUUCUGGUACUGAAUAAGGAACUAUGUGAAAUCAAGUUGGAGGAAACGAGUCUAAUUAAUCAGCUGUAUAAUGAGAAUACUGCAGUAUCAGGGGAAAUGCUUGGAAAGAGGAAUAUUCUGCUGGAAAAGAGAUCGAAACUGAUGAAGAAGCACAAUAUUCUAUCAAUGAACAAUCUGGUUGAAAAAGACGAUGUGGAACUGAAUCAGAUCAAAAACAACCUGAAAUCCGUGCUAACGGAACUGAAGGUCUACAGCUCAUUCAACUUCAAUGUCAAAAACAGGGAGAGAAUGAUGGAUUUGGAUCGAGUCAGGGACGAAUUGAAUGAGUUGAAGAACGAUAAGCAGAAUAUUGAGAAAUAUGUUGAAUAUUUGGAGAAAAUCAAAGACGAGAGAAUUGGCACCGUCUUUGAUUCAGUGGCCCAUAAUUUUGCUGAAAUAUUCCACUUCAUCACUGGCAACAAAAUCAGCCUGGAACAAGUGAAUAAUCAAAUUCAAAUCAAAUUGGACGAUGAAAUCAUCGAGAACCUGAAUGGGCUGAGUGGUGGACAGAAAACAACAUUUUCAUUGGCUCUGAUGCUUGCUGUACAGCGAACUGAUCCCAGUCCACUCUACAUCUUUGAUGAAAUUGACGCAAACUUGGAUAGCACAUUUUGUAGCAGAGUCUACGAUCUGCUUAGGGAAACAAAUGCCCAAUUUGUGAUCAGCACUUUCAAGAACAUCUCAAACACAGACCUUGGAAGUGGCACGAAGUAUUUUGGGGUGAUGAUGGAGGAUAAAACAAGCCAAGUUGGUGAAAUAUCAAAGGAAGCAGCCACUGAAUCACUGAAAAGGUAG
Enterospora canceri is the source of this 2811-nucleotide messenger RNA. The record is from the annotation of a GenBank genome assembly. NCBI's taxonomy places the organism in Eukaryota, Fungi, Microsporidia, Enterocytozoonidae.